Messenger RNA from Closterium sp. NIES-65, 858 nucleotides. Lineage: Eukaryota; Viridiplantae; Streptophyta; Zygnematophyceae; Desmidiales; Closteriaceae. The record is from the annotation of a GenBank genome assembly.
AUGGGCGCCUAUCUCUAUGGGCGCCUAUCUCUAGGGGCGCCUAUCUCUAUGGGCGCCUAUCUCUAUGGGCGCCUAUCUCUAGGAGCGCCUUUCUCUAGGGGCGCCUAUCUCUAUGGGCGCCUAUCUCUAGGGGCGCCUAUCUCUAUGGCCGCCUAUCUCUAUGGGCGCCUAUCUCUAGGGGCGCCUAUCUCUAGGGGCGCCUAUCUCUAUGGGCGCCUAUCUCUAUGGGCGCCUAUCUCUAUGGGCGCCUAUCUCUAUGGGCGCCUAUCUUUAGGGGCGCCUAUCUCUAUGGGCGCCUAUCUCUAUGGGCGCCUAUCUCUAGGGGCGCCUAUCUCUAGGGGCGCCUAUCUCUAUGGGCGCCUAUCUGGGCGCCUAUCUCUAGGGGCGCCUAUCUCUAGGAGCGCCUUUCUCUAUGGCGCCUAUCUCUAUGGCCGCCUAUCUCUAUGGGCGCCUAUCUCUAUGGGCGCCUAUCUCUAUGGGCGCCUAUCUCUAGGGGCGCCUAUCUCUGGGGGCGCCUAUCUCUAUGGGCGCCUAUCUCUAUGGGCGCCUAUCUCUAGGGGCGCCUUUCUCUUUGGGCGCCUAUCUCUAGAGGCGCCUAUCUCUAUGGGCGCCUAUCUCUAUGGCCGCCUAUCUCUAUGGGCGCCUAUCUCUAUGGGCGCCUAUCUCUAUGGGCGCCUAUCUCUAUGGGCGCCUAUCUCUAUGGGCGCCUAUCUCUAUGGGCGCCUAUCUCUAGGGCCCUUGUUCUUCCAAUUUUGCACACGCUUGGCCCUUGUUCUUCCAAUUUUGCACACGCUAGGCCCUUGUUCUUCCAAUUUUGCACACGCUGGGCCCUUGUUCUUCCAAUUUUGCACACGCUAG